This is a messenger RNA of Magallana angulata, 987 nucleotides long. RefSeq names its product M-phase inducer phosphatase-like. The transcript is spliced from 8 exons. Gene Ontology annotation, cellular component: nucleus; cytoplasm. NCBI's taxonomy places the organism in Eukaryota, Metazoa, Mollusca, Bivalvia, Ostreida, Ostreidae. The record is from RefSeq and is a predicted model, not a curated record. Bases 1 to 939 code for a protein of 312 amino acids. Gene Ontology annotation, molecular function: protein tyrosine phosphatase activity. Gene Ontology annotation, biological process: positive regulation of G2/M transition of mitotic cell cycle; protein dephosphorylation; G2/M transition of mitotic cell cycle.
AUGCUAAAUAAGUAUACUAAGUCAGUGAUGAAGGAGAUGUCCCCCUUCCGGUUGGCACAACUUCCGUUUGACCUGGAUGACCUCAGUCUCAGUCCCAAUGACGUGUAUCAACUAAUGACCCCAAAACAUGCCCCGAGACCCGCACUGCUGGACGAGGACUCCGGACUGGGGAUGGACUCUUUCGAUAAACGCCAGCGACGAGACAGCAAAGGGUCGCCAUUGACCAAGCGCCGGAAACACGUGACUCCCAGCCGGAAGCGCAUUCAGAAAUCUCUGUCUUUCGGGGAAUGCCCCACCCUGGAAUCCCAGUCCACGGCUGAACAGAACGAGGUGGUAGAGUUUAUAGAGCGGGUCUCACAGGAAGAGGACCUGGUUGGCGACGGAAGUACAUCUCAUUCUCUACCCACAAUUCCAGGAAAACAUGCCGAUCUGAAGAGCAUUACAACAGACACGGUAUCCAAGCUUCUGCGAGGAGACUAUGAUGACGUCAUCGGGAGUUAUCAGAUCAUAGACUGUCGGUAUCCCUAUGAGUACAAGGGGGGCCACGUUAAGGGCGCUGUAAAUUUGUACAAAGAAAUGGACGCAGAGACCAUUCUUAACUUCAAGGAACGCCAAGAGGAGAGCGAAGGAAAGAGACACAUACUGAUCUUCUACUGCGAGUUCUCCUCCGAAAGAGGCCCUAAAAUGUAUAGAAACGUGAGAAAAGCCGACAGAGCCCGGAAUCAAGACAACUAUCCCAGACUCAACUAUCCGGAAAUGUACCUCAUUCACAACGGAUACAAGUGCUUCUUCGAGACACAGAAGACUAUGUGCGAACCACAGAAAUACAAACCAAUGCUUCACAAGGAGCAUGCGCAGGAUCUACGUCACUUCCGUGCCAAAUCAAAGUCCUUUACUGUUGGAGAGAAAAGGAAGAAAGCUAGUCGUCUCUCGUUUUGAAAUAUUUGUUUACCAGAUGUUGAUGUUUUCUAGAGUCUAUUUAUUGGA